This is a messenger RNA of Mytilus trossulus (common blue mussel), 984 nucleotides long. RefSeq names its product synaptogenesis protein syg-2-like. The transcript has 5 exons. The record is from RefSeq and is a predicted model, not a curated record. NCBI's taxonomy places the organism in Eukaryota, Metazoa, Mollusca, Bivalvia, Mytilida, Mytilidae. The coding region runs from base 1 to 786 and encodes 261 amino acids.
AUGCUGUUCAAUUAUCUAGCAAACAUUGCUCCUGGUUAUCCAAAUAUCACUGGUUCAACAUUUAUAGUUGAGGGAAAUCCUGUAACGUUGACAUGUACAUCAUACGGGGGUAACCCGAUACCAACAGUAUAUUGGUACCAAAACAAUCAGCUUGUAGAUGAUACACAGACCACCACAAAUGGAGUAACAACAAACACAUAUAACUUUGUCGCUGAUAAAACUCACAACCUGGCUGUGUUUGAAUGUCAGGUUGAUAAUAAUGUAUUACAGAACAAACUGAGUACAACAUGGUUCUUCCAAGUCUACACCGUACCAAACCAACCUACAUUGACUGGCUCUCAAAGUCUUUCACCUGGUUCUAUGUACGUAUGGACGUGUAUCAGCACGGGAGGGAAUCCCGCACCAACAUUGAUAUUGAGGAUUGGAAACAGUCAAUUCAGUACUGGUAUCACCAAAACAUCAGUACUGCAAUCAGAUAAAACCCAUUCUGUUACCAUCACACUAUCGUGGGCACCAAGUAUCAGUAACAAUGGUCAGACCCUUUAUUGUGAUGUAAAACAUCCAGAGACACGUGGUAAUAUCCUCCAGACGGCCAGUCUUCAGUUAACAGUUACCGUUGCACCAUCAUACAUAAGAAUAUUACCAUCAUGUAUUGUGGUAAAUGAAGGUGAAAGUUUCACCCUAACUUGUGAGGCUGAUGGUGAUCCUCCCCCAACAUACAAAUGGUAUCACAAUGACGUUAUUAUACACGAAGGAGCUGUACUUACCAUAACUAAUUCCAUUUGAACUGAACAUGAUGGUUUAAUUUUGUGUAAAGCUACCAACACUAAGGGAAUCAGAGAGACAUGGGAAGGUGUUGAUGUUCAGCAUAUUCCAGUGAGUACUGUAACACAGACAAACAUAUCACAAACAGUUGGUAAUCCUGUCAGUCUGAGCUGUGAUACACGUGCUAACCCUUCGGCUACUACUUGGGAAUGGUUUUAU